CUGAAUCACGGUCGUAUGUUGAAAAUUUCAAUUUUUUAAAUUAAGAAAUUCGGCUGCAAAAUUCAUGCAGUGCAUAUUGUAAUGUAAGCAGAUAGCUACUCUUCCAAGAAUAUCUGGUAUCUUUUUAUUAUAUUUAUUUCCAAUCUAAAAAAGACUGAUUUGUGUUAUGCAUUGGUACUAUUAUUCAUAUCUUAUACUCUUAUUUUACAGUGUUUUUCAUAGUUAUGAUUGUUACUUGUUAAUUUUUGAAUGGUAUAUUUGCUAAGUCGUCAGCACAUAGAUUUGCUUCCCCUAGAUAGAGGCUAAAGCAAGCUUCGCACAAUUAGUUUCUUGGUACUGACUGGUCACAUUAAUCAUGUAACUAACAUCUAAUUUAUCUGACUUUUUGCAUUUCAUUAGUUUAGUAAUCUCAUACUUUUCUGUUUUUUCCAAUAUAUCAAACCAAACGUACCCUUCUUCAAAGUCAACUCCCUCAUAACGAAAACAAAUUAAUUUGAUUUAGUUGAAUGAUGGAAUUCUUUAUCAUAAACAAAAGGUAUUUGUAAAAUACAAAACCAGACUUAUACAGGUUUAUACUUUCUGGCGAAAAUGAGUUAAUGAUUCCGUUGUCGGAAAAUCUAAUAUUUACAAUCUCGUGUCAAAAGUUUCAUUUAUAAUAUCUAAAAUAAAUAAAAAUUAUUUACAGGCUUUACUAAUUCCAGUGACGACCAACAGAAUAAACCUCCUAAAAAAAGUCAACUCCUUUCAUCAUCUUCACGAUUUUGUUCCCACAUGAUAAAUACCCAAAGAAGCUAUUCAUAGUAACGUCUCCACAAACAUUUUCCUCUCGACUCUCCAACAUGCGAAACGACGCGUUUUAUCUUCACUAAAACGGUGUCGUUAGUAGCUGCGUAGCUCCCAAGUUAACCUCUUGCUUCGUCUACAAAUGGGAAACGGAGCAAGUGGCUGUUGCGUGGCCGGAGACACUUCGAGACGAUGCGGUGUCGAACGCUUUCACGACAACCUCGGUCACUCUUUCAGCUAUGUCCGGCCAGUCCUCGACGGAUCAAGACCUUCUUUCACGCGGGAACCGUCUCUCCAACCCGACCCGAUCCCUGGAACUACGACCACUUUCCGUUCAAUCUCCGGCGCUUCCGUUAGCGCCAAUAACUCAACGUCGCUCUCUGACUCUCUCUCAACGGACUUGUCGUUAAAGGCCUCCGGGUUUGAGAGCUCUAACAAGUUCGCUUCCUUUCCCCUCAAGCCUGUGCCGCGUGGUUCGACGAAGAAGCCGAGUCACGUGUCCGGUCCGUUCGAGCGACGGUUUUUAUCCGGUCCGAUCGAAACCGGUUUGGUUAAGAAGAAAAAGAAGACCAAAUCAUUUUCUAAACCUAAACCGAACAAGAGACUUGCCACGUUUAAAACCAUUUUCACAAACUUGAUAUCUAACAAUCAAUCUCGCUCGAAGAAGGGCUUGAUCGAGCCAAUCAACAGUUUCAAUUCAUCAACUUCGGAUCAUCAUAGACCUGAGAUCAAUAACUCAAGCACAAGCACGAGUCUGAGCAGCCAAGAGAGCCCUAGAACCAAAGAAAGAGAAGACUCUGAAGAAGAAGAAGAAGAAGAAGAAGAGGGGAAGAGUGAGUGUUCUCUAGAGGAGCCAAAGAUUCAAUGGGCGGAGGGUAAAGCAGGGGAAGACAGAGUACACGUCAUCCUCUCUGAGGAAAACGGUUGGCUUUUCGUGGGUAUUUACGACGGAUUCAACGGUCCAGAUCCACCGGAUUAUCUUCUCAACAAUCUCUACACCGCCGUGCUCAAAGAGCUCAAAGGGUUGCUAUGGGACGACGAAAACAACUCCGAUGAUAUUGCAUCAUGUAGCGAAGAAGGUCAGUCCCAGAUAAGGAAACAGAGUACACUGGAAGGAGGCACUGUUGCUUGUGACACAAGAAACAUAGUUGCUUGUGACUCAAGAAACAUAGCUGAGGAUGUGAAGAAGCUGCAAUGGAGAUACGCUUCGAAACAGAAUUGUAUAGAAUCUGAUUCGGAGAUGAUUAACCACAAAGACGUGCUGAAAGCACUUGAACAAGCGUUGAUGAAAACAGAGGAAGCGUUUGAUCAAACGGUGGAUGAGAAUCCAGUACUAGCCUUGAUGGGGUCCUGCGUUCUCGUGACGUUAAUGAAAGGUGAAGACGUUUACGUGAUGAGCGUCGGAGAUAGCCGAGCGGUUUUGGCGCAAAGAUCGUAUCUCGGGAGGAAGAAGGUGGCGAAUGAUCUUCAGAGAAUCAAGGAAGAGGGUCUGUUAAAGACAUGUUUGGUCAGAGAAAAAAGAGUUAGUCUUCUGGUUCCUGUUCAGCUCAAUAUGGAACACAGCACAAACGUUCAAGAGGAAGUGAGAAGAAUCAAGAAUGAACAUUCUGAUGAUCCAUUGGCGAUAGAGAAUGGUAGAGUGAAAGGUUACCUCAAGGUCACUCGUGCAUUUGGCGCUGGAUUUCUCAAACAACCGAAGUGGAACAAGGCGGUUCUAGAGAUGUUCAGAAUAAACUACGUUGGAACAUCGCCGUACAUCACGUGCUCCCCGUCGCUUCACCACCACAGACUCACGCCGCAUGAUAAGUUCCUUAUCCUCUCUUCUGAUGGAUUGUAUGAAUACUUCUCCAGUGAGGAAGUCAUCUUCGAGGUUGAGUCUUUCAUCUCAGCCUUCCCCGAAGGCGAUCCUGCUCAGCAUCUCAUCCAAGAAGUCCUCCUUCGAGCUGCCAAAAAAUAUGGUAUGGAUUUCCACGAAUUGUUGGAGAUAGCUCAAGGAGAUCGUCGCAAGUAUCAUGACGAUGUUUCUGCGAUUGUGAUUUCACUUGAAGGAAGAAUUUGGAAAUCUUCCAUGUGAAUAAAAAACCGUGUGUGAUCCACUUAGUUUUUUGUUAUGUUAUCUAUUUCUGGCAUACACAAUAUGCUGUGUUUUUCAUAACCAAAUAUUUAGU
Messenger RNA from Brassica napus (rape), 2951 nucleotides. RefSeq names its product probable protein phosphatase 2C 36. The record is from RefSeq and is a predicted model, not a curated record. The coding region runs from base 926 to 2857 and encodes 643 amino acids. NCBI's taxonomy places the organism in Eukaryota, Viridiplantae, Streptophyta, Magnoliopsida, Brassicales, Brassicaceae. Gene Ontology annotation, molecular function: protein serine/threonine phosphatase activity. Gene Ontology annotation, biological process: protein dephosphorylation. The transcript is spliced from 4 exons.